This is a messenger RNA of Linum trigynum, 2768 nucleotides long. NCBI's taxonomy places the organism in Eukaryota, Viridiplantae, Streptophyta, Magnoliopsida, Malpighiales, Linaceae. The record is from the annotation of a GenBank genome assembly.
GGAUUCUUAAAUGACUCCAAAUUCAUACCACCAUAUAGGGAAUAGUAAAAUUCCAAGGCCCUUCUGGCUUUUAUAGCAACAACAUCAGAAUUAUGGGAAAAGAUGUCAAAUUUUCCUGAUGCAGCAAUACUAUAAUUGCAUGCUCAUAAAUUGUUUGGGAAAAAAGGGUUUUUUCUUUGUGUGGGAACGGUAGCAGCUGAUGGGGAUGGAAUGGGAUUUUCCGGGAAAAUUUUCAGAACAAGAGAGCCAAACAGAAGUUUUCUUCCUCCUGGGAUUCAGACCACAGAGAAAUUGAGUUCCUCUGGCCUGUCCAUUCUCUGGUAUGUCACUCCUCUCUUCUCAGACUCUCCUGUGUGUUUUCAGACCCGUUUCCUGUCCGAAACCUGAAGAAUUUCAGUCCUCUGUUUAUCUAGUGAAAUUUCUUACAGCAGUUUCUUUUGCUCUGUUUCGUUUAUGCUGAAAUGAUGUUGUUCGGGUACAUUCGAUAAAAUCGGAACAAUACAGUGUUAUCUUUUUUUCGCGGAUUCGGGAUCAACAAUCGUCAUAUUAACUACUCAAAUCUACUUGAUUAGAACCUAACCAGUAACCAGUUUGUUGUUGAAUGAUUAUAAGUCUGAAAAUAUAAUUUUUGAUAAGUUUGGUUGUUGGGUUUCUGUUUGAUUGUUAGUAGCUGAACUGCAAAGAUCUUUUAGGUAGUGGGUGGAUUCAUCAGAGUGCUUGCAAGCAAUCCAACUUCAGACAAAGGAAGUCAUGGAACUGUUCCACUCUGCGAAGCAGAGGUUGGGAUGGGACAACAAGAGAUUCGCCACGGUUCUGAUUCUGUCCUUGAUAAUUCUCCCUGCAUCAAUCCUACUCGUGACAAUAUCUCGGAGCUCAACCUUCACCGGCGCCGGAGGGUUCAGCAUUACCCAAAUCCUAAAGGGUAAAUCCCGGCAGCAAGCUCCGGCAACAUUUGGAGAACUGAGAGAACAUCUGGCUUCCCCACCUUCAGUUGCUCCAACCCCAUCUCCAGGAUUCAGGACACAACAAGAUUCGUCAAAUCGAAACGACGAAGCGUUGCUGGAUGGACUAUUAACGUCUCCUGGAGCUGACGAACCGUCUUGCUUAAGCAGGCACCAAUCCUACCGCAAGCAUUCACCUCACAAGCCAUCUCCAUAUCUCAUUUCCAAGCUGAGAAAGUACGAAGAUCUUCACAGGCGGUGUGGACCUGGAACUAAAUCGUACAAGAGGGAAAUUAGGAAGCUUACGAAGUUGGACAGAGUUGACCGUGAUCACUCUUCUGAAGAAUACUGCAAGUAUGUCAUCUGGUUACCUGCAAAUGGGUUAGGAAACAGAAUGAUAAGCAUUGCUUCCACAUUUCUGUUCGCUCUUCUCACGGAUAGAGUCCUGCUGCUCCAUCAACGACCCGAUAUGGAAGAUCUGUUCUGCGAGCCAUUCCCAAACUCGUCGUGGGUCCUGCCCGUGGACAAGUUCCCUCUGCAGAAGGAGUUUUGGGAUGAGAAGGACAGGCACUCACACAGCAUUGGAAGCUUGAUGGAGAAGGGUAAUUCUUCUGCAGCAAGAAACGAGUCAACGAGGGCUCAAGCUUCUUCGUAUCUGUUUGUGAAUGUGAAUCAUGGUCGCUACGAUGGAGAUAACGUGUUCUACUGCGACCGAGGUCAAGCUUCUAUCGAGAAGAUUCCAUGGCUGAUUAUGCUAUCGGAUCAAUACUACGCGCCAGCUUUCUUCGUGAUGAAACGCUUCGAGAAAGAGGUGACAAAAAUGUUUCCUGAAAAGGACACCGUGUUUCAUCACUUGGGUCGAUACCUGUUCCAUCCUUCAAAUCAGGCGUGGGGGCUAAUCAAGAGGUUCUACCGGGCGUACCUGGAGAAGGCAGAUCAGAGAAUUGGUUUGCAGAUUAGAGUGUUCAAUCCCAAAACUGUACCAUUUCAGACUGUAAUGGAUCAGAUACUGGAAUGCAGUUCAAAGGAGAACAACAUCUUGCCUAAACUUGAUGAUGCCAAACCUGUAGCUACUUCUGAAUCGGGGAAUCGGACAUCUUCGAAGGCUAUUCUUGCAGUUUCUUUGUACUCCGAGUACUAUGAGCACAUCAAGAACAUGUACUGGACCAAGCCUACUGUGGAAGGUGACGUGAUUGGAGUUUAUCAGCCGAGCCACGAGGAGUAUCAGAAAUUUGGUGACAAUAUGCACAACAUGAAGGCGUGGGCUGAGAUUAGUCUACUAAGUACUUGUGAUGUUCUGGUGACUAGUGCUUGGUCGACGUUUGGAUAUGUAGCUCAGGGGCUUGGAGGUUUGAAGCCAUGGAUUCUGCACAAAGUGAAUGACCAGAAUGUACCGAACCCCGCCUGUGUAGAGGAUCUGUCGAUGGAGCCUUGUUUCCAUUUCCCUCCAACUUGUGACUGUGACACAGAUGAGAAGGUUGAUGCUGGUGCUCUUGUUCCUUACUUGAGACACUGUAAGGACUUGAACUGGGGAGUCAAGCUAGUUGAUUAGUGAUGAGCAUGAAACAAAAACAGUAACCAAAUUCUACUACCGGCUAUAUGAUAAUUAACCCCUUUUUCUAUUCUUUGAUUGUAAAAAAAGCACAGUAAUAGAUUAUCGACAUUUGACUGAAUCGGUUGUCUUCAAUCAUGAACCAAGUUAUGGUGUUUGUGUUGGUGAGUUUUUGUUUUUCAAUGUAUGAUUAACUGCAAAGAUGCUGUUCACUAUUCAAUUGAAUUGACUUUUAGAUUGAAUCGAACAUGAUAGAAUAUAAUUGUAUCUGGUUU